This is a messenger RNA of Suricata suricatta (meerkat), 300 nucleotides long. RefSeq names its product translation machinery associated 7 homolog (gene TMA7). The record is from RefSeq and is a predicted model, not a curated record. The transcript has a single exon. Lineage: Eukaryota; Metazoa; Chordata; Mammalia; Carnivora; Herpestidae. The coding region runs from base 1 to 195 and encodes 64 amino acids.
AUGUCCGGCCACAAAGGUGGCAAGAAGCAGCCCAUAAAGCAGCCCAAGAAGCAGGCCAAGGAGAUGGAUGAGGACGAUAAGGCAUUCAAGCAGAAACAGAAAGAGGAGCCCAAGAAACUCGAGAAGCUAAAAGCGAAGGCUGCAGGGAAGGGCCCCCUGGCCACAGGUGAACUUAAGAAAUCUGGCAAAAAGUAAGCUGUCCCUUGUGCCCAAGGCAAUGGUGAUCUUUAAUUCCAUUCCUGUUUAAACCUCUGGAUUCCCUGCCACAGCAUCUGUUGUCACCUAUCGCUAGAAUGAAGU